CCGGCGUAGGCUCAGUUGGCAGCAGUACGUACAACGAGUAGCAUCUACCAUGGCCGAUAUCUCGAAGGAGGAGCUACGCAAGGAGAUCACCGCUAUCCUCAAGGAUGCUGAUCUUACUACUAUGUCUGCUAAAAAAGUGAGGCAACAAAUCGAAGAAAAACUCGAUGUUGAUCUCAUAGAAAGGAAAAAGGAAGUCGAUGAUUUAGUCAUGGAAUGUCUUCAAGAAAAACAGGAUGGAGGAAAGAAAAAGAAGAAGGCUGCUAGUGAAGAGUCUGAAGAUGGUGAAGAGGAAGAGGAAGAAGGGUCUGAAGAGGAGGAGGAGGAGGAAGAAAAAAAACCAGCCAAGCGAAAUCCUGCUAAGAAAACUCCUAAUAAACGUAAGAAGGGAUCCUCCGAAGAUGAAGAAAGCGCUAGCGAUGAUGAUGCUAGCGAUGAAGAAUACAGUCCAAAGAAACCUAAAGUUACACCUAAAAAAAGUAAGCCUGGAAAGAAAGGAAAAAAGAAGGGAAGUGACAGUGAUAGUGACGAGGACUGGGGUAAAAACAAAAAAGCUCCAGGAAGCGCAGCAAAGAAGGGAGGAGCUGGUGGCAAAGGCAAAGGUGGUGGUUAUACACGCGCUAUCACACUGUCCCCAGAACUCGCCGCUGUUGUUGGCGCAGAACAAAUGGCUCGACAUGAAGUCGUGAAGAAAGUAUGGAGUAUUAUCAAAGAAAGGAAUCUUUAUGAUCCUAAGAAUAAACAAUUUGCGAUUUGUGAUGAGGAAUUAAUGAAGGUAAUCGGCGUAAAGCGUUUCAGAACUUUCGGUAUGAUGAAAUACCUCAAAAAUCACUUUGUAGAUUAAAUCAUUCUUCAAUCCCGAUCUCCGACAAGUUAUAUACAUAUAUAUAUAUAUAACAUAUUCCAAGGUGCGUCUCGUGCACCUCUUCAUCUUUCUCACACGAUACAUACAUACUAUACAUGAAACACAAAGGUAUUUCUUGCGACUUAAGACUUUAGACCAUGUUUACACCAUUCCGAUAUAUUCUGUCGCCCAUUGUAACCAUUUUGUUCCAUUGAUGACUGCAAUAUCAUAUUGACCCAAUAAGCUUUAUUACAAGUAUGACUCUCAACAAAUGCGUUGGGAAUAAGGCAUUUGAUAAUUCAUUCAAAUAAUAUUUAACAAGUAAUUAUACACAGAUGUUCUUAAUGGUUCUUCUUGACACUGGGACAAUUGUUACUAUGGACGUUCAGAUAAUUCGAAAUGUGAAUGACAUUACAGUGGCCAAUAGUCAAUAAGCUGGUUUUAAGUCAUCUAAUUCAAAAUAAAUGUUAUAUCAUUUGUAUGGUCGUCAUUAAUAACAAUAUCUUACUCCUAAUACAACAUAACGUGACGCAUCAUUAUAGCAAUGGCAUUAGUGAAUGAUAAAUUGAAAAAGUUUAAUUUUGAAAUCUUCCGAGAUUAAAAAAAAUUCAAUUUUAUUACGUGACAUUUCAACUAAUACAUAUACCACAUAGAUGAUAUAGUUUUUUCAAUAUAUUUCAAGUAUUGAAGAAGUUUCUUUUUUCUACAUUCACCUCCAAAAAAAUGGACCACAAAUUUAAACACAAUUUUUUAACAUCUAGCACUAAGCAAAAAAUUGUAAUCAGUCAAAUUAAA
Trachymyrmex cornetzi is the source of this 1636-nucleotide messenger RNA. It is a transcript of the gene Non2, whose product is annotated as upstream activation factor subunit spp27 homolog Non2. Lineage: Eukaryota; Metazoa; Arthropoda; Insecta; Hymenoptera; Formicidae. The record is from RefSeq and is a predicted model, not a curated record. The transcript is spliced from 5 exons. Bases 50 to 841 code for a protein of 263 amino acids.